ACGCCAUGGAGAAACCCUCAAAGGAUCAUCUUACUUUAUCUCCAGGUUGUAAAGUGGAAGAUGAGGACAUCAAAGAAGAAUGCACUGGAGGAAAGACAAUGAGCUCCUGGAAUCAUUCAGACUCUGAGGAAUCUUGUACUGUGGGUGAAGGUGCUGGAGUUGAGGGGGAGAUUAUGUUUUACUGUCUUGAACAUGGGGGAAGUUUUAGCUCUGAAUUAGGUCUUUCUGUACAUCAGAAGUCUCACACGGGUGAGAAGCUUCAUUCCUGUUCCGAGUGCGGGAAAUGUUUUCUUCAUAAAUCAGAACUGGCCAGACAUCGGAGAACUCACACAGGGGAGAAGCCGUAUUCCUGCUCUGAGUGUGGGAAGUGUUUUUCCCAGAAGGCCCAUCUAUCCAGACAUCAGGGAUUACACACGGGGAACAAACCAUUUUCCUGCCCCGAGUGCGGGAAAUGUUUUAUACGGAAAUCCAAACUGGACAUACAUUACAGGUCACACACAGGGGAAAAGCCCUAUUCCUGCUCCGAGUGUGAAAAAUGUUUUUCAGAUAAGGACAAGCUUUCCAGACAUCAGAGAUUGCACACAGGCGAGAAAUUAUAUUCCUGCCCUGAGUGCGGGAAAUGUUAUACACAGAAAUCAGACCUUGUUAUGCAUGAAAUGUCUCACACAGGGGAGAGCCCAUAUUCCUGCCCUGAGUGCGGGAAACUUUUUUCACAGAAGUCCAAUCUUUCUGUACACCAGAGAUUGCACACCGGUGAGAAACCAUUUCCCUGCCUUGACUGCGGGAAAUGUUUUCCUCGUAAAUCAGAUCUUGUUAUACAUCAGAGAUCUCACACGGGUGAGAAGCCAUUUUCCUGUCCUGAGUGCAGCAAAUGUUUUUCACAGAAGUCCCUUCUUUCCAGACACCAGAGAGUGCACACGGGCGAGAAGCAGUAUGUCUGCCAUGAGUGCGGGAAAUCUUUUACACAGAACUCUGAACUCAUUACACAUCAAAGAGCUCACACGGGGGAGAAGCCGUUUUACUGCCCUGAGUGCGGGAAAUCUUUUUCACAGAAGACAAAUCUUUCCAAACAUCAGAGAUUGCACACGGGUGAAAAGCCGUAUGCCUGCUCUGAGUGCGGGAGAUGUUUCUCGCAGAAGUCAGAACUUGUUAAACAUCAGAGAUCUCACACGGGGGAGAAGCCGUAUUCCUGCCCUGAGUGCGGGAAAUCUUUUACGCGUAAAGCAAAUCUUACUGAACAUCAGCUGUGCCACACGCAGGAAACGCUGUUUUCUUGUUCUGAGUGCGGGAAAUGUUAUCCACGGAAAUCAGCACUUGUCAAACAUCGAAGAUCUCACAAAGGGGAGAAGCUGUAAUCCUAUCCUGAGUGCAGGAAAUGUUUUUCACAGAAGCGUUAUCUUACCGAACCCACAGAACCCUUAAGGUGUAUUAGUGUCCUGAGUGUGGGAAAUGUCUUCUAUAUGGAUCAUAUUUGUCCGUACAUCAGAGAUCUCACACUGGGAAGAAGCUCACCUUGAUAUACACCUCAGAAAACACGUGGCUGAGCGCUCCUCUGAUCUCUAUCAUGGAAGAAACUCUUUAUAAGGAAAUCAGAGAUCACUAAAGACUUCAAAGUUCUGUCUGGUUUCCUCUGCUAGGAGAGAAAAGGAGGGGGUGUCACUGCUGGUCGGGUCCCUCUAGGAGAGAGAAGGAGGGGGUGUCACUGCUGGUUGGGUCCCUCUA
This is a messenger RNA of Rana temporaria (common frog), 1722 nucleotides long. Its product is annotated as zinc finger protein OZF-like. Bases 6 to 1355 code for a protein of 449 amino acids. The transcript has a single exon. Lineage: Eukaryota; Metazoa; Chordata; Amphibia; Anura; Ranidae. Gene Ontology annotation, molecular function: DNA-binding transcription factor activity, RNA polymerase II-specific; RNA polymerase II cis-regulatory region sequence-specific DNA binding. Gene Ontology annotation, biological process: regulation of transcription by RNA polymerase II. The record is from RefSeq and is a predicted model, not a curated record.